Messenger RNA from Camellia sinensis, 405 nucleotides. The record is from RefSeq and is a predicted model, not a curated record. NCBI's taxonomy places the organism in Eukaryota, Viridiplantae, Streptophyta, Magnoliopsida, Ericales, Theaceae.
AUGGCAAUGGAGCUUGGUGUCGGAUAUAAAUUUAGUCCUAGUGAUAUAGAGUUGAUUGAGUAUUAUCUGCUAAACAAGAUUACUAACCAACCAUUACCCAUACAAGGACAUGUGAUCGAAUGCGACGUCUAUGAUGAAAAACAAAUGUCCAACAUAUUCAACACUGUGAAAACCAAUCUCUACGUGUUCACACAGUUGAAGAAGAAGUCUGGAAAGGGGAAGAGAAUGGAUCGGACGGUGGGUAAGAUGGGUACGUGGAAAGCGAUCGAUGCGCCGAAGCCUAUUGAGGAUCACCGUGGAAGACUUAUCGGAGGCAAGCGAAGUUUGGAUUACGAGAACAAAGAACGGUCGGGCGAACACGGUGCAUGGAACAUGAAGGAAUACACUCUUGAUGCAACACUGUGA